Messenger RNA from Parnassius mnemosyne (clouded apollo), 489 nucleotides. The record is from the annotation of a GenBank genome assembly. Lineage: Eukaryota; Metazoa; Arthropoda; Insecta; Lepidoptera; Papilionidae.
AUGUUAGAGCAAGGUAUAAUUCGUCCGUCCGAAUCUGCAUGGAGCUCUCCCAUCUGGAUAGUUUCUAAAAAAGUGGAUGCUUCUGGCAAGACUAAAUGGCGACUCGUAGUCGACUUUAGGAAGCUAAAUGAAAAAACCAUUAGUGAUAAAUACCCAAUACCGAAUAUAUCGGAUGUACUAGAUAAGUUAGGAAAUUGCCAAUAUUUCACAACCUUGCAUUUAGCCAAUGGAUUUUACCAGGUCGAAAUGAACCCUAGUGACAUACCGAAAACAGCAUUCAACGUUGAACAUGGGUAUUUCGAGUUCUUACGGAUGCCCAUGGGCCUGAAGAACUCGCCAUCCACGUUUCAGCGUGUCAUGGAUAACGUGCUCCGUGACCUCCAAAAUACAGUUUGUCUCGUGUACUUAGACGAUAUUAUUGUGUUCAGCACUUCCUUGCAAGAACACAUGGUAAAUCUUGAGAAAGUAUUUCAGAAACUAUUCCCGUAG